Messenger RNA from Coffea eugenioides, 2625 nucleotides. Its product is annotated as U-box domain-containing protein 13-like. Bases 264 to 2240 code for a protein of 658 amino acids. The transcript has 4 exons. Lineage: Eukaryota; Viridiplantae; Streptophyta; Magnoliopsida; Gentianales; Rubiaceae. Gene Ontology annotation, molecular function: protein binding; ubiquitin-protein transferase activity. Gene Ontology annotation, biological process: cell surface receptor signaling pathway; protein ubiquitination. Gene Ontology annotation, cellular component: nucleus; cytoplasm. The record is from RefSeq and is a predicted model, not a curated record.
CCCCUUAGCCGCGCCACCAACAUAACCAGCGCUCUCUCUUCCCAACAAAUGAACAACACCAUUACUUCCAUUUCUUCUCAAAUCAUGGAGUCCUCGUCGUCGUCGAAGUCGAAGAGGAUAACCUUCUUCUCCGGUCGCCGGUCCGACAGCUUCUUGUUAUAGCAAGAGCUUAAACCUUACUUCAAUUUUCAGCUCCAUCGAAUAACUUUCUUUUUUCAAGUAGUAAUACAUUUUGUUUAGAGAUCUUUAAUUUUGGUGGAGCAAUGGACGAAGAUAAAGCCGGUUUAGCACAGAAGUUAAUUGAAACGGUCAAUGAGAUAUCGGCGAUACCGGAGUACCGGCCAACGGUGAAGAAGCAGUACUGCAAUUUAGCUCGGCGGCUGAAGCUGUUGACUCCGAUGUUCGAAGAGAUUCGUGAUAAUAAAGAAGUUCUCCCUCAGGACUCGCUUAAAGCCCUGGCUGCUCUAAACCAUGCUCUUGAUUCCGCUAAGGAGUUGCUCAAAUUCGGCUGUGAUGGCAGCAAAAUCUAUCUCGUGUUAGAGAGGGAUGAAAUCAUGAAAAGGUUUCAAGAAGUUACAGCGCAGUUGGAACAAGCUCUAAGUGGAAUCUCUUUUGAAAUCCUUGACAUAUCUGAUGAAGUUAAAGAACAGGUUGAGCUUGUUCUUUCUCAGUUCAGAAGAGCAAAAGGAAGGAUUGACUCCCCCGAUAUUGAGCUGUAUGAAGAUCUAUUGUCUCUUUACAGCAGGAGUAAUGACUCUUCUGCAGAUCCAACUGUCCUAAGGACAUUGGUAGAAAAGCUACACCUAACUGGAAUAUCAGACCUUACUCAAGAGUCACUGGCUUUGCAUGAAAUGGUUGCUGCCACUGGCGGGGAUCCUGAGGAGAGUAUAGAGAAGAUGUCAAUGGUAUUGAAGAAAAUUAAGGAUUUUGUGCAGACAGAGAAUCCAGAUAGUGACCUACCUUCAAGUUGCAGUGCACAACUAUCCUCAGAAGGGAAUCAUAAAUCUCCUUUCAUACCUGAUGAUUUUCGUUGUCCUAUAUCCCUAGAGUUGAUGAGGGAUCCUGUCAUUGUCUCCACAGGGCAGACCUAUGAGCGUUCCUGCAUUGAGAAAUGGCUAGAAGCGGGUCAUGGCACUUGUCCCAAGACUCGACAAGCCCUUACUAGCACUGCUGUAACACCUAACUACGUCUUACGUAGCCUUAUAGCACAGUGGUGUGAGGCAAAUGGGAUUGAACCACCAAAACGACCUGGCAGUUCUCAGCCAAAUAAGACGACAUCUGCAUGCUUUCCUGCUGACCGCACUAAAAUAGAUGUCCUUCUCCAUAAGCUCACAUCUGGCAACCCAGAAGACCAGCGAUCAGCUGCUGGUGAAAUCCGGCUUCUUGCCAAGCGCAAUGCUGAUAAUCGUGUUGCAAUUGCUGAAGUGGGUGCGAUUCCAUUGCUGGUUAGCCUUUUGUCAACACCGGAUUCCCGCACUCAGGAGCAUGCUGUUACUGCACUUCUUAACCUCUCCAUAUGCGAGGAUAACAAGGGGAGAAUCAUUAAUUCAGGGGCAGUGCCAGGUAUAGUUCAUGUGCUGAAGAAAGGAAGCAUGGAAGCACGUGAAAAUGCAGCAGCUACCCUGUUUAGUCUCUCAGUUGUGGAUGAAAAUAAGGUCACAAUUGGUACUUCUGGAGCUAUCCCACCUCUCGUAAUGCUUUUAAGUGAAGGAACCCAGAGGGGAAAGAAGGAUGCUGCAACAGCUCUGUUCAACUUGUGCAUAUAUCAGGGUAACAAGGGAAAGGCGGUGAGGGCUGGAGUUGUGCCCACAUUGAUGCGUCUGCUUACAGAACCUCAGGGUGGUAUGGUAGAUGAGGCACUAGCUAUAUUGGCAAUAUUGGCUAGCCAUCCUGAAGGGAAGGCAGCCAUUGGAGCUGCAGAGGCAGUGCCUGUUUUAGUAGAUGUUAUUGGAAAUGGUUCCCCAAGGAACAAAGAAAAUGCUGCUGCAGUAUUGGUGCACCUUUGUUCGGGAGACCAACAGCAUCUGGUGGAGGCCCAGGAACUUGGAGUGAUGGGUUAUUUGCUUGAUUUGGCACAAAAUGGCACUGAAAGGGGCAGGCGCAAGGCUACCCAGUUACUUGAGCGAAUGAAUAGAUAUGUAGAGCAGCAAAAGCAGGCCCAGUCACAAGCCGAGGUUCAAACGCAAACUCAGAACCAGGUGCCACGGCCGCCUGCGUUUGGCGAUGCUGUUGAUAGUUGAGAACCUCUUUUUUGGCUUUGGUUCUUCAAAAAAGUAUUCAGGGGCAUUUUAAUUAAUUAAGUGGAGACAGGUGGAAGAUCACCCUCUCCAUUUCUCAAGUUAUUCGUUGCGUUGCGUGGAGUUGAGGAUUAUACUUCUAGAGAAUGACCAUGACAUGAGAAAGAUAACGACCAUGGCAUGAGGAAGAUAACGACCAUGGCAAAGGAAUGUCUUCUGUACCAAUGUAACCUGUAAAAUUUGUAAUCAUCCUCGGUUUUUUAUAGAAGGAGAUGCUUUUCUCUAUAGAAAAUUUGCUUCUGCUGGCAACUGUAGCGGAGCUUCAAAAGAGAAUCAUUUGAGAUGAAAGGUGCAAUACAGAUUAUUCCUUUUUAUGAGCUUUGGCACA